This is a messenger RNA of Rattus norvegicus (Norway rat), 1484 nucleotides long. It is a transcript of the gene Stk16, whose product is annotated as serine/threonine kinase 16. NCBI's taxonomy places the organism in Eukaryota, Metazoa, Chordata, Mammalia, Rodentia, Muridae. The transcript has 8 exons. Gene Ontology annotation, cellular component: perinuclear region of cytoplasm; Golgi apparatus; cytosol. Bases 285 to 1202 code for a protein of 305 amino acids. Gene Ontology annotation, molecular function: non-membrane spanning protein tyrosine kinase activity; protein serine kinase activity; protein serine/threonine kinase activity. The record is from RefSeq and is marked provisional.
CUGGCCCUUUGCACAGGCAGGAGCCAGGUCACUGAAGAGUUUGUAUUGGCAGAUCCUGUGCUCGGUCCUCAGCGACGGAGGGUGGACUCGGCCAGAGGUGGGCUCGAGUCCCGCACCUACUGCGCCACCCCAUGCCUCACGGGUGUGAGAGCUGGACCUGGCCGAAGGUGGGCCGGGGUUGAAGGAAGCGGCCUGCAUGAUCCGCCGGGACCCCAACCCAUCGUCUGGAAGAGCCCACUCUCCCUGGAAGAAAGACCAUCCUUGAAGAGGAUGACUGAGACGCUAUGGGCCAUGCACUGUGUGUCUGUUCCCGGGGAACUGUCAUCAUUGACAAUAAGCGUUACCUCUUCGUCCAGAAAUUGGGGGAGGGUGGGUUCAGCUACGUGGACCUAGUGGAGGGCUUACAUGAUGGACACUUCUACGCCCUGAAGCGAAUCCUGUGUCAUGAGCAGCAGGACCAGGAAGAGGCCCAACGAGAGGCAGACAUGCAUCGCCUCUUCCAGCAUCCAAACAUCCUUCGCCUCAUGGCUUACUCUUUGAAAGAACGAGGUGCUAAGCAUGAAGCCUGGCUGCUGCUACCCUUCUUCAAGAGAGGUACACUGUGGAAUGAGAUAGAAAGGCUGAAGGACCAAGGCAACUUCCUGACUGAAGACCAAAUCCUUCCGUUGUUGCUGGGUAUCUGCAGAGGCCUUGAGGCCAUUCAUGCCAAAGGUUAUGCACACAGGGACCUGAAGCCCACCAAUAUUUUGCUUGGUGAUGAGGGGCAGCCGGUUUUAAUGGACUUGGGUUCUAUGAAUCAAGCAUGCAUCCAAGUGGAGGGAUCUCGCCAGGCCCUAGCUCUACAGGACUGGGCAGCCCAGCGGUGCACCAUCUCCUACCGGGCACCUGAACUUUUUUCUGUGCAAAGCCACUGUGUCAUCGAUGAGCGGACUGAUGUCUGGUCCCUAGGCUGUGUGCUUUAUGCAAUGAUGUUUGGGGAAGGCCCUUAUGAUAUGGUGUUCCAGAAAGGUGACAGUGUGGCCCUUGCUGUGCAGAAUGACCUCAGCAUCCCACAAAGCCCCAGGCAUUCUUCAGCAUUGCGACAGCUGUUGGCCUCUAUGAUGACUGUGGACCCCCAGCAACGCCCUCACAUCCCUGUCCUCCUCAGUCAAUUGGAGGCAUUGCAGCCACCAGCUCCUGGCCAGCACACCACCCAAAUCUGAUCAAAUCAGUGAGCAUAUUGGGAAGAUGACCUUGAAUCAGCUCUCAUGCCUCAUUGGAACUUCUGAUCUACACAAGAUGGGUCUCACCAUUAGGGGCAAGGAUGGUGGGUCCUUGUAUAUUCUGCUCUUAUCCCAAUACCUGGGCAAGGAGCCUAGGGUGAGUUGGGGGUGGGGGGGAUGAAACAGAAAAUAUGGCUCAAAGCUGGGCUGCUGGGCGCACAUCAUGUUCUGCCUCCAGAUCUGGCAGCAGGAGAAUACAUAAAAAGUAGAAUAAAGUGAAAA